Bacillus rossius redtenbacheri is the source of this 3534-nucleotide messenger RNA. It is a transcript of the gene Cog2, whose product is annotated as conserved oligomeric Golgi complex subunit 2. Lineage: Eukaryota; Metazoa; Arthropoda; Insecta; Phasmatodea; Bacillidae. Gene Ontology annotation, cellular component: COG complex; membrane. Gene Ontology annotation, biological process: intra-Golgi vesicle-mediated transport; Golgi organization; protein transport. The transcript is spliced from 12 exons. The record is from RefSeq and is a predicted model, not a curated record. The coding region runs from base 115 to 2202 and encodes 695 amino acids.
AUAAUAUUUACGUCUUUUGCCACGUGAAAAACUGUUAUAAAAAAUGUAAAUAUUUAUUCGUGUUAUUUUUUAUGUUGAACUUGAUCAACUUUUGGUGAUCUUGUGUUAAAUAAAAUGUCUAAAGAAUUGGAACUAUAUUCGCUUCCAGAAGCUCCGAAGAAUUUGUGUUUUGAAAAGACUGAAUUUAGUAAAAAAAUAUUUUCAGCAGACCAUUUUCUCCAGAGCCACAGGAAGAAGGCCAAUUUGGAAAACUUGCGAGAUGACCUGGGGGUGUACCUCAAAGUUCUUCGCUCUGCCAUGAUAGACCUGAUCAACAAGGACUAUGUGGACUUUGUCAACUUGUCCACCAACCUGAUUGGGCUGGACCGGGCCAUCAGCAACAUUCAGGUGCCUCUCGGACAGUUGAAGGAAGAAGUCUUGCAGGUGCAGAGCGCGCUGGAGGAGACCCGCGCGGAGGUGCGCGGGCUCUUGGAGAGCCGCGCUCGGCUGCAGGAGCAGCGGCGCGCGCUGCGGAGCCUUGCGGCCGCUCAGCGGCUCCUGGGCGCCCUGUCCGCGCUGCUGGUGCCGUGCCCGAGCGGGGAGUUCCCCGCGCUCUUGGAGCGCGCGGCUCUGCAGUUCAACGAGCUGCAGUUCCACACGUCCCGCUGCGGGGACCUGCUGGCCGCCUCCCACGCCCAGCAGGCGGAGCAGGCGUCGUCGCGGCUGCUGUCGGGCCUGAACGCGGUGUUCCUCGACGGGGCGAGGCAGCGGGACGCCCCCGGAAUGAAGCGCUGCCUCAGGAUCUACCUGAGCCUGGGGCGGGCGGACGUGGCGGAGGAGCUGCUCCGCAGGGAGGUGGUGUCCCCCGCGAUGCAGGACGUGGUGUGCGAGGCCUCGCUGCGGGCCGACCCGGGCGGCCUGCGGGGGCUGUACGCCCGCGUGCUAGCCUUCGUGGACGACCACAUGGGGGAGCUGCUGGAGCUCACCGCGCACCCGGACAGGAGCGUUGCGGUGUCGGGCUUCGACUUCCUCACCAACAGCUUCUGGGUGGAAGUGGAGGAGAGACUCGAGCGAGAUCUGACCUCGGUGGUCGCCUUCGGCAUUCCGGAAGUGUUUCACCAGAACUACUGCGAGACGGCAGACUUCCUGGAGAAGCUGGAAGCGCACUUCAGGACCAGAGAGGAGCUGCUGGCGUUCCGACAGCACCCUCAGUACAAGGCGUUCCUGGACCACUGGAACCUGACCGUGUACUUCCCGAUCCGGUGGAAGGAGAUCGUGAGCUGCGUGGAGACGGCGCUGGCGGAAGGACGCCGGCUGGCCCAGGGCUCGCAGUUCAACCUGCUGUCCUCCACGGUGGCCUGGGAGAGCCUGGAGCGCUGCUGGGCCCGCGGGGUGUUCCUGCCCCUGCUCGCCAACAGGUUUUGGAAGCUGAGCCUCAUGAUAAUAUCUCGGUACUGCACUUGGAUCAGCGAAGUUCUGGAGCAAGGGCAGUCCGCCGGGAGCGAGGCGGACGGGGGCGCCGCGACGGACCGCCUGCAGUUCCUGGUGCACCUGCACGGCGACGUGCUGCUGUUCGCGGACAAGCUGCCCGACUUCGGCGCGCUGGCGCUUCGCCAACUGCCCGCCGUGUCCGAGGGCACGCUCGCCAAGCUCCGGGAGAGCCUGGAGGACUCGGGGCGGCAGCUGGCCGGCCGCGUGCCCGCCGUCACGCAGUGCAUCCUGGGGGAGGUGAGCCGCGACAGCCUGGCCCAGCUGCGCCAGGUCGGCGACAUCCCGCGCCUCUUCCGGCGCACCAACCGCGACGCGCCCUCCCGGCCGUGCGCCUACGUGGCGGCCGUGCUGGCCGUGCCGCUCGCCUUCCACGCGGCCCAGCGCGGCGCCGUGCCGCCCGACACCUUGCGCGAGUGGCUGCGGCUCGUUUUCUCCGCCGUCACCGGCCGGUACCACAGCGCGGUGGGCGACGUGCUGACGUCCGUGCAGCGGACGGAGGAGUCCCUGCGCCGGCUGAAGAAGGCCCGGGACCGCUCGUCGGGCGCCGCCCCGCCCGGCGACGCCAGGGGCCCCGGCGACGACGACAAGAUACGCCUGCAGCUGGCGCUGGACGUCACCAGCUACUGCGAGGGGGUAGAAAGUGUUGGACUGAAGAGAGAAGAAGUGACCAAUCUGGUUGAAUUGCUGGAGCUGGUGAGAGCAGCUCAGACGAGAAACGACGCCAAGUCGUAAAAAAUCGAACUCUGCGAUCAAAUUCGUGUGAAUAUCAAAGAACAAAUGUGUCUAUGAAGAUUUGUCCAUCGCUUCAGCAUUGCAUUGUACAGUUUGUAUAUAUUUGCUAUCCAAACAAUAUUACUUGUUUGAUGUCAUUGUUAUGUAAAUUAUUGUUUUUAUUUAUUGUUUUCAAUUAAAUAUAUUAUGGCUGGCUCGUGGAAACACUAGUUUCAAGGCAAAGAGGACUGGUACAGCAGGGUUUCAAAUCCACUGUGUAAGAGGACAUGGUCAACUCCUUUCUUCUCGUUCUGAACCUCCCUGACUCCAAGAUUUAAAACUUAACUUUUUUUUUCCUUCUUCUUCUCCUUCCUCUUCUUUUUUUUAUUAUUAUUUUUAUUUUUAAAUCCAAUGUGGUUGGAUGACACGAGAACAGAAAUGCAGAAACUCUACAACAUACACCUCCUGCGGGAGCGUUUCAUGUUGAUGUGUUGCACACACCUAGAGACGUAGCGAAUACAGGGGACGCACCACAACGCCGACAGCUAGAAAACUGCUGUGUACCACAACGCCGAAAUACACUAACGCCGAAAAAUGUCAUUGCAGGUCUGCCACAAAGGUUAGGUUAGGUUAGACUAGGCUAGGUUAGGAUUAGCUAGGUUAAGUUAGGUUAGGUUAUAUUACGCAAGGUUAGGUUAGGUUUGAUUGUGGUAUUUUGGCAUUAAGGUACAUUUAAGAAACACACACAAAUUCAUUCAGUUGUUAUUUCGGCGUUGUGGUACACAGCAGUUUUCUAGCUGUCGGCAUUGUGGUCAAUUUUGACAUUCGGCGUGGUGGUAACGACCCGCGAAUACAUCCUAAAAAAAAAGUCUCUGAAUGCUAUGCAAUCUCAGGCUUAUGAUUGUUGGUUAAGGUAAAAAAGGCUUUGACCGGAAAAUCACAAUUCAGGUACAUAGCACUUGAUAAUUUAAAAUUUUUGUGUGUUAUUUACGAGAGUUUUCCUGGUGUCAAUUUUGUCAGUACGAGUGGAUUGGUUUACAAUACCACUUUUGAAACAGCAAGCGUAAAUUAGAAAAAAAAAUCCUGAAAUGAGUGUCUACGGUUUAAAAACUGUCAUUUAGAAACCAAUGUGUAUUGUCUAGCAAUUAGAGCGAAGGGUUAAUGGCUGGGGAAGGCGUAUCAAAUGUCGCACACUGCCUCCCACUGCCCGCACAUUUCCCCCACAUGUCCCCAAGUUAUUAUGUAUCAUCACUAGAGACAAGAUUUUAUGGUUUUAGUUUUAGUCCGGUUUCAUUUUUAAAACAGAAGAUUUCACUGUUGUCGUUUUCAUUUAUGGUUUUAGUUUUAGUCUGG